This is a messenger RNA of Limanda limanda (common dab), 665 nucleotides long. RefSeq names its product N-lysine methyltransferase KMT5A-A-like. The coding region runs from base 78 to 665 and encodes 195 amino acids. The record is from RefSeq and is a predicted model, not a curated record. The transcript has 5 exons. Gene Ontology annotation, molecular function: protein binding. Lineage: Eukaryota; Metazoa; Chordata; Actinopteri; Pleuronectiformes; Pleuronectidae.
GAGGAGGUGACCGGAGAGAAAAGUUCACUUCUGCGUGCGCAGGUGGAUGAAGCAGGUGCUUAUAAGAAGGAUUAUCAAUGGCAACAAUUAGACCAAGGAAACCUCCUGAAAGGGAUGCAAUUGAGUAUGCAGCCCAGUCCCAUGACAAGACUGCAAAGUUAGAGGUGAAGUUCAUCAACUCUUUUAAAGGUCGAGGUGUGUUUGCCAAGGCCCCAUUCCAAAAAGGAGAAUUUGUUGUGGAGUACAGAGGGGAGUUAAUAAAUUCUGAAGAAUCGGAAAGGAGGAGGAAGAUAUAUCAUAGAAGAUGUGCUGUGUUCAUGUUUGACCUCUACUGGAAAGAGAAAACAUGGUGUAUCGACGCAUCUAGAGAAGAUGGUACUCUGGGAAGAAUAGUCAAUGAUGACCACAAACAACCGAACUGCAAAAUGAAGAAGGUCUUAUCAGAGGGCAAGCCACACCUCUUUCUCUUUGCAUUGAAAGACAUUUCUGUUGGAGAAGAAAUUACAUACGACUAUGGAGGGACUGAUUGGCCUUGGAGGAAAGAGGUUGCUGGACAUUCAACUGUCGCUGUCACUGACACUUUUGAGGCUGAGAUCGCCAUGACUCCUGAGAAGGAUCCUCAGAGACCACCAUUCUUCAAGAGCCAGGUACUGAUUUGUGUUUGA